Engraulis encrasicolus (European anchovy) is the source of this 2717-nucleotide messenger RNA. RefSeq names its product ATP-binding cassette, sub-family H, member 1 (gene abch1). Gene Ontology annotation, cellular component: ATP-binding cassette (ABC) transporter complex; membrane. The transcript has 20 exons. Bases 286 to 2400 code for a protein of 704 amino acids. Gene Ontology annotation, biological process: transmembrane transport. The record is from RefSeq and is a predicted model, not a curated record. Gene Ontology annotation, molecular function: ATP hydrolysis activity; ABC-type transporter activity; ATP binding. Lineage: Eukaryota; Metazoa; Chordata; Actinopteri; Clupeiformes; Engraulidae.
GAGGGAUUGGGCAGAUACCUAUGACGCAUUGCUUUUGAAAAGGAGAAAUGGUGUCGCUGAUGACUGGAGGCCGGUCCAGCAUUCACAAGGGCUGCGCAUCUCGUCGCAGCUUCCCGUGCUUCAAGGCGGUCGCGCCAACUGCGUCUGCUUUCUCCCUGAGAAAGUAGCCUACAAUUUACAGGAUUUAGCCCUGCCUUGGACAGCUGGACUGUUUUCUAAGACUUGUUUUAAAUCUACCUGCCUCUAGUGGGGGACGUACAGAGUCCGCUGAACGCAGGGCGAAACAUGAGGGGUGACCUAGAAGCCCCAGCCUCUCCGGGAAUAGAAGGCGCUGCCAUCAGGUGCAGGGAUGUGUGCCGCUCCUACGGCAAGCUGAAGGUGCUCAGCAGCCUCAACCUGACGGUGCCGCAAGGACAGAUUUACGGUCUGCUGGGGCCCAGUGGAUGCGGGAAGACCACGCUACUGAAAUGCAUCGUGGGGACUCUGAAGAUCUCUCGGGGCCACAUCACCGUGCUGGGCAAGCCGCCAGCCUUCCCUGGCCACGAGGUGCCGGGCAAAAUGGUUGGCUACAUGCCACAGGACAUUGCCUUGUACAGUGAGUUCACCAUCAGUGACACGCUGUGGUUUUUCGGGCGGAUACACGGCCUCAACUCCAAAGAGACGCAAGCCAGGAUGGAUUUCCUCAUCGACUUCCUGGACCUGCCCCAGAAGAACAGCCUCGUCAGAAAUCUCAGUGGUGGUCAGAGGAGAAGAGUGUCUCUGGGUGCAGCGCUGCUGCAGAACCCCAGACUGCUGAUCCUGGAUGAGCCCACGGUGGGAGUGGACCCGGUGCUGAGGGCCAAGAUCUGGCAGCAUCUAGUAGAUAUUGUGAGGGGAGGACAGGUGUCUGUCAUCAUUACAACGCAUUACAUUGAAGAGGCCAGACAGGCCACCACGGUGGGUCUGAUGAGAGGUGGAAGGCUGCUUGCUGAGGCUCCACCUGAGGCUGUGAUGAAACAGCACAACUCAUUAACGCUGGAGUGUGCCUUCCUGCAGCUGUGUGAGGACUCAGACCAGAUGGUGUCCAAGCAGGAGGGCGGUGGCGUGGGUGGCAGCUCGGGCUCGGAGGGCAAGCUGAUGGUGGACAGCCAGACGCCAGAGAGCUGUCGAGACGAGAGCCACCCCAUACUCAGCACCGGGAAGAGCUCGUCCAGCACCGACGACACACCCAGGUUCUCAGUGGACUGGAAGGUGAGGGUGCGCCACGUGGUGCCAAAGUGGCGGAAUGUUGCUGCUCUGGUGAUCAAGACCAUGGUGAGGAUGAAGAGGAUGCCGGGGUCUCUUUGUUUCCAGUUCCUGCUGCCUGUGAUCCAGAUCUCCCUGAUGUGCUUGUGUAUCGGCGGCGACCCCAAAGGCAUCCAGGUGGCCGUGGUAAAUAACGAGACGGGAGCUCACGCCUUCAGCAGAUCACUGCUCUCAUUCCUAGACAACAGCAGUAUUAUACAGGUGAACCUGUCCCAUGCGGAAGCCUUUGAGGGGAUCUACAACGGGGAGUACUGGGGAGUCAUCGAGUUUGGACAGAACUUCACCAGCUACCUGACUAAGAGAAUGCUGAAUCCUAGGACUACACGAGAAGUGGUGGAUGGGGGCUCUGUGCAUGUGUGGUUGGACCUCACCAAUCGUCAAAUUGCACUAAUGCUGCAAAAGAAGCUGCAUGAGGCGUUUGAGGGUUUUGUCAACGCAAAACUGGGCACCAUGGCUUAUAUGGUGGCUCCUCCUAUCAAGUUUGAGGAGCCCAUAUACGGCAGCAAGAACACAGACUUCACCACCUUCGUAACUCCAGGGGCCGUGCUGAGUAUUACCUUCUACCUGGCGGUAGGACUGACUGCUCUGUCGUUCGUGCUGGAGAGGAAGGAGGGGUUGCUGGACAGGUGUUGGGUUGCAGGUGUGAGCUCCCUGGAGACUAUGCUGGCCCACCUGUUCUCUCAGCUCCUGGUCAUCAGCGUCCAGAUCAUCCUCCUCCUCAUCUUCAUCCUCCUCGUCUUCAAGAUCCCUAAUGAGGGUUCCCUGGCGCUGGUGGUGUCCCUGAUUGUGCUCCAGGGGGUGACGGGCAUCUCCUUCGGACUGGUCAUCUCCUCCGCCAUCGACGACGAGCAGUCUGCCAACCAGGCCGCCCUCGGCAUCUUCUACCCCAACCUCAUCAUCAGCGGUGUGAUCUGGCCAGUGGAAUGUAUCCCGUAUCCGUUGCGCUACGUGAGCCUGGCCCUGCCCCAGACCUAUGCAUCAGAGGCCCUACGAUGCAUCAUGUACCGAGGCUGGGGUCUGACGCGACUGAUGGUGUGGAGAGGCUUCGCUGUGACGCUGGGCUGGAACACUUUCUUCCUCAUCCUGGCCACAGUCAUCCUCAAACUACGGUCCUGAGAAUCCCCUCCUGUCAGGAAGACGCCAUCCAUCCUUCCAUCCAAACGAGGGAUGAAGAAGCCACGCAAAGUGGGAGGAGAGGGACGAGAGAGCCUAGCCUGGACUGAACAGGACUGGCCUGGUUUCCACGGACUAGCAUUGUAGUCCUUUCUCUCACACUCUCUUUAUUUCUCUCUCGCUCUCUCUCUCUCUCUCUCUCUCUCUCUCUCUCUCUCGCUCUCUCCUGUACGAGGGCCAACUCACAACAACAGUGGGCCUCCAGAAAUGAAAACAAGGGUGGGUGUCUGGGCUUGUCAGUCUGUGCCUUGGCCCCCAUA